AAAAAAUUGAAGGAAAACAGGGCUUCCAACGAGCUUAAGAUCUCUCCAUUCGAACUCCAAGCGGUCCAGUUCCAAAAUCCGGCAGAAAGUAGACGGCGAGAUUUCCGACGCUGAACAGAGGGUCGACAUCAAUCUUCAUGCUUCAGGAGAUUACAAGAAUUGGAGAAUAAAUAACAUGUUAUCACUUAACAGACAUCGCUUCUUAUGCCUUAACUCCAGGAUUAUUCAGUUUUUUCCAUCAAUUCCAUAUCCUGUCUGUGAUUCUCUAUCUGUAAAUGCGAUCCCAUUCUGUCACUCUGUAAUCAUAAACCCUAGGAUUCUCAAACAUAUGCCCAGAUGCCCAUUCAUGUUCAAUUUGUCUUAUCAUUCCUCCACAAAGUACAUUCCUCGGACUUUAAGGAAAAGAAUUAACAAAAGGCUGAGAGAAGAUGCAAAACCCGUUUUAGAUGAAGCAUUGUUUGAGCAAGCAAAAGCUCAAAUUCCACCUAGAUUCACAGCAGAAGAGUUGACCCAAAUUAUAACUCUCCAAGAAGAUCCUCUUGUAUGUUUGGAGCUAUUCAAAUGGGCGUCGAAGCAGCCUAGAUUCAUUCACGAUUCAUCUGUGUAUCACAUCACGAUAAAGAAGAUUGGUGCUGCCAAAAUGUAUGAAGAAAUGGAUGAAGUUAUUGACAAAGCGCUUACAGUUCCUGAAGUUGGUAAUGAGGCAUUGUACAAUACAAUGAUUUACUUCUCUACAGAGGCUCGUAAAUUAAGUAAAGCUGUCAAUGUAUACAAGCACAUGAGGGAUAACAGGAAAGUUGAUUGCAAGCCCUCGAUUAGAACAUAUAAUCUUCUGUUCUCAGCAUUUCUCAGUAGGAGACAUAAUUCGUACAUAAAUCAUAUUUACAUGGAGACGAUAAGAUCAUUGUUCAAGCAAAUGGUGGACGAUGGUGUUGAACCGGAUAUUUAUACGUUAAAUUCCAUGAUCAAGGGAUAUGUCCUGUCACUUCAUCUGAAUGACGCGCUUAGAAUAUUUCAUCAAAUGGGUGUAGUCUAUAAAUGCCUUCCCAACUCAUUUUCGUAUGAUUAUUUGAUCCAUGGUUUGUGUGCCCAAGGAAGGACAGAUAAUGCAAGGAAGUUAUGGAAUGAAAUGAAAACGAAGGGAUAUGUUCCGAGCAGUAUAUCAUAUAACUCCUUUGUGAACUCAUUGGCUCUUUGUGGCGAGGUUGAAGAAUCAGUCAGUAUUUUGAAGGAGAUGACUGUCAACUCUAUACCAGUUGAUUUCAUUACAUACCAAACAGUACUUGAAGAAAUAUGUCAGCACAGAAAUGUUGUGGACGCCAUCGAGCUGUUGAAGAAGUUGAAGGACAAUGGCCUUGUAAUUGGUGAUGCAUAUAGGAAGCUUCAUCAUCAACUUCAAGACUAUUCUAGAAGUUCCAGUAAGAGAUAUUGACCAAGUGUUAUUACUUGAGGUAUUCCUCUAGUAGAUGGUCUCGAGGCUUGACAGAAGAGGAAGGUGCAUUGGGUAAACCAGCACUAGACUUUUUCAGGUUAUUUUGUUCAUUAAAGCGAUAGUAACCACUAGUUGCCAUGAUCAGUCUCUGAGAUUUAAAAGCAAUCAGUUUUAUUGCAUUAUGGAAGGCUUUACUCAUACUUUAUCUUCUAUGGUUGUAUGUUAACUAUGGAAAUGGAAUGUCCUAUUAUGACAGUAGUUAUGGUACUUAUGGCAAAUAUGUUGGUGUAGAACAAUCUUUUCGUUAUGAGAUGGGCAACUGGACAAAGAAGAAGAAAAUGACCAGCCUGAGGACUAUGCUAACAGACGGAUCUGAAGAUUUUAUAUGAUAUUGCAAGGUAAGAGAGUUGGUCGUGGUUAAAUGGUGAUUGUUUUGAAAGGAAGGAAUGUGUGUUCCAGUUGGAAAAGUCAAGUUGGGGAUUGAAGUAGAGGUUUUAGAAUGAUCCAAAUCAAAUAGCUUUUGCAAAGACGCAGUGGAGAAAGAUCGCGAGAGGCUGUUUCAUCUGAAUUUUUACAAAGUUAGCCAGUUUGAUCAUUUUUUAUUUUUAAAUUCAGCCUUAAGAGGAAAAACUUUUGUAAUGAUUUUCCAAAUAAGUGUAAGAUAUCUAUUAUGAA
Molecule: messenger RNA, 2107 nt
Organism: Impatiens glandulifera
Lineage: Eukaryota; Viridiplantae; Streptophyta; Magnoliopsida; Ericales; Balsaminaceae
Product: pentatricopeptide repeat-containing protein At2g27800, mitochondrial-like
Exons: 4
Coding region: 176-1432 (418 amino acids)
Molecular function (GO): protein binding
Source: RefSeq, a predicted model, not a curated record